Messenger RNA from Aplosporella prunicola CBS 121167, 1712 nucleotides. RefSeq lists its product as uncharacterized. The coding region runs from base 180 to 1556 and encodes 458 amino acids. The transcript has 3 exons. NCBI's taxonomy places the organism in Eukaryota, Fungi, Ascomycota, Dothideomycetes, Botryosphaeriales, Aplosporellaceae. The record is from RefSeq and is a predicted model, not a curated record.
CACCGGACAAGCACUAUGUAAUACAAUUCGACAAAGUUUGCCCAUCACUUCCCCCUUUACUCCUGCUUCCUUGUAUCUGCAUCCGCGUCUGCACCUACUCCUUCCUCUUGACGAGCAUGCGUUGAGAUCGCCACAGGCAGCGUGCGCCAACGACCAGGGCUCCCCGCAUCCUGCUCCACAUGAAGUUCGGUCAUACCUAUUUAGAACAGCUCGAAAACGGAGGAUUUCCGCAGCACUGGGUCGAGUCGGCCAUCUCGUAUCGACAGCUCAAGAAAUGCAUCAAACGGGUUCAGAAAGAGCUCGCCGAGCUUGGCCUCGAUGCCAGCACCCUGAGCCAGUUACUGAAAGAGGCUGAGAAUGAAAGACUGGCAGAAUACUCCCUUCUAAGCCCGGACGAAAAGCAACAGACUGGCCAGCCAUUUCACCCAAAGCUACUUAUUGCCGUGGAUGAAGUUACCGGAGAGCCCUUGGACGCCCAUCUUUCUCCGAAGACAAAGGAAUACCUCCAUCGACUGGCCGUUGCUCAGCAGCUCACGGACAUCAGGAUUACCGAGAUAGACACUGCUUCAUCGAGUCUUGCCUCCGAUUCUCCUCGUAGAAGUUCAAUAGACGACGGCGACAGCCGCAGCAUAGAUGGAAACAGCAGUCCGCGCGCUCGGCGCAUGAUCGAAGUGUCUCUGACAUCCGACACUGAGUUCUUCGCCACUCUACAAAGCGAGCUUUCGGGGCUUGCAAAACUCCACGCAGAGGAGAAAGCGAAGCUCAGCAACGAGGUCAGAGGCCUUGGGAGAGCGGUGACCCGAGUGACGGAUCCUGAGCGCUGUUCGGCAAGAAAAACGGACCUGGCCAAGUGGAGGCAGGUGUUCGAGAUGUAUCUGGAGUCGAACAUCUUCUUCGCCACCAACGAGCUGGAUCGCGGCCGGAACAAGUCUGCCAAAGCUCAGGCCCUGCUGCUGCAGUUCUCGGACAAGCUCCAGCAGUCCGGCAUCGUCUCGUCGUUCAAACGGAAAGAAAGCGUAGACGCGCUGGAGCAAUUCUUACGGCUCAACAUGGAGAUACUGCAGAGCCUGGCAUUCCAGGAAAUGAACGACCUUGCGAUGCAAAAGAUCCUCAAGAAAUUCGACAAGCGCACCGCCCUAGGCGUCAAAACCACUUUCCCCGCAGCGCUGAAAACGUCCAGCAUGCCGCAAGACAUCGCAAAAGCGAUCUGCUACCAGCUGUCCUCAGAACUGCUCCCCAUCGUCCCACAACUAGACGACUACACCUGCCCGGUCUGCUUCUGCGUCUCCUGGAAGCCCGUCCGGCUGCGCUGCCAGCACAUCUUCUGCCACCGAUGUCUCGUAAUCCUGCAGCGGCAGAACGAAGGGCACUGUCCCCUGUGCCGGGGCGAUGUGGUCAUGGAAGCCGAUAGCCUGAGCCUCGAUCCCUCGCUUAUGAAUUUCCUGAAAAAGUACUUCCCCGACGAGGUCAAGGAGAAGCAGAAGCAGAACGAGAUCGCAGCCGGCGUGGACCUUUACGGCGAGGCGUACGCUGAUGCUAAAUGCUGUGUUAUGUGAAGACUUCGCUUCCGUACCUAGACACUGCUCGGUGCGGCUUCUUUCGCUCUAGCAUGAAAUCCAAUACCCACUAGCGAACUAGACUUGGUUUCUUCAGCCAUUCGUUUUUGCCCGCUGUGCCAUUCCUAGGUAGAUGUAUAAAUAGUUCCAAACGGG